ACAGUACGCAUCGAAAUCCAGUACAAUGAAGGCGUUUUCAUCAAUGCGUGAGUUGUCUGUGAUUUUGUUCGUUCACUUUGAUUAAAAAUAAUAAUAAAGGCAGUUUAAUAAUGUGAAAAUUAGUAAAGAAAAUUCUCUUUUAACCCAAAAUAAUGGUUGUCAUAACAGGUCAUAGCUACAUUGGAGAUGGGGGUACAAUGUUGGGGGCGAUUGCAGGCCUCGGAGCCAUACUGCUCGUCAUUAUCCUCUACAUAAAAAACAAAGGACUUUUAUGGUGGACUCCAGCACGAGGUAUAGCAUGUUGUGAGGAAGCCUGUCCUCCCGUAUCAUCACGAUCAGUACCAACACCUUCAGUGCCUAAUCCUUUGUCACAUUCCUCUCCUAAACACAAAUUAGCGAAAGCAUACUCUUUUGAUGGUUGCGAAUCUAGUUCCGAAUCCGAGAUAGGUCUUGGAAACAAAAGUCAUCAAGGUCCUAUAUCAGUACCAGUACCAGUUAUUCCUUCUGGUUCCUAUUAUCCAGCCAGAGUUAACCAGGAUCUAAUAUCUCUUGUGGAAAAGGGUAGAGCUGGAGUGAGCAGUAAUAGUUCUUGUUGCAGUUCUACCACCAGUUCCGUUGGAGAAAAACACAUGAUGUUGACAACGAUGGCUACAAAAGUGACUGCAGAAAUUAAUGACCCAAUCCAAAAAACACCUAUAAAUCUGAGGGAAACAAAAAUAGACAAUCAAGAUUUGGAUAUUCAGAUGGUAGACACAUCUGCACAAAUAGAUACAACAGACAAUAACACCAAUAGGGAUUGUAUUGUUGUGAUGAGCCAGGACGUAGAAGACAGAGGAGAAGUUUUAUCUUGUGGCGGUGGUUCCGGAUCCGAACCGGAAUGUCAAAUAAUUCCAAAUAAUAAGUGUGGUCAUUUGGAAAUCGCUCUACUCUACGACGCGCCCAUGCGGAAGAUGACAGUUCACGUCCUCCAAGCCAGAGAUUUUCCUAGCAGGGAUCGCGGUCAACUCACACACACCCAGGUGAGACUGAUUCUACUCCCUAGUAAGAAACAAAAACAUAAGACGAAAAUUCGGCAAGGUGAAAAUCCUCAGUAUAUGGAAAAUUUUGUCUUGCAUCGCGUGAAUCCAGAGGACGUUAAUUCCAUGGGCAUAAGACUGCGACUAUAUGGCUGUGAAAGAAUGCGCCGAGAAAGAUUAAUUGGCGAAGCUGUUGUCAGUUUUGCCAACAUUAAUUUGGAAUUGGAAAAUAAUUUUUGGUUAAAUUUAGAACCAAGAGCUAAUACAGCUAUGUUGGGCGGAUGCACAACUGAUUUGUUAAGUUUAGCUAGAUCGGACAGUACUGGCUCAGCACAUUCCAUGCAGCAUGGAGGUGUUCCAGAAUUACUGCUUGGCUUGUGUUAUAAUGCCACCACCGGAAGAUUGAGUGUAGAAGUUAUCAAGGGAUCCCAUUUUAGUUACCUUUUAAGAAACCUGGCAAUUAACAGACCUCCAGAUACAUAUGUGAAACUCCAUCUGGUCAGUAGUACUGGUCAAGAACUGGCUCAGAGCAAGACCACCGUUCGACGCGGACAACCCAAUCCUCUUUUUAAAGAGACAUUUGUGUUUCAGGUGGCGCUUUUCCAGUUGGCCGAUGUGACAUUAAUGGUGUCCGUUUAUAACAGAAAAGGUGUCACCAAGAAAAAAGAAAUGGUAGGAUGGUUCAGUUUGGGUCUAAACUCUAGUGGUGCCGAAGAAUUGGCUCACUGGAUGGAUAUGAAAGAAUUUCAACAGGAACAGAUAUCACGGUGGCACGUACUUGUACAAUCAUAGCUGUUGCACAUAUCAUUUAGAAUUUAUCAAUUCUCAAUGCUCUCAAUAGAAAUUUGUUGAAGAAGGGAACUGUAACAGCUAUGAUUUUGUUUUAAGACUAUGAUUGCUACAAAAUAUCUAAGUUUUUUCCUACUUUAUUCAAAUAUUGUCCCCAUAUUCUAAAUCAGUACUAUUUUGUAACAAUCAUAUUGGUGUUAUACUAAUUCCAGUGAGAUUUAUAACAUUUAAAGUUUUUUCGAUCCACAACAACUUCGCCCGACAAUGACAUGAACACUUGUUUUAAAAUAUAUUACAACUAUUAGUGAUGGCUAAUAAAAAAGAACAGUUACUUUUUCACAA
This is a messenger RNA of Diorhabda carinulata, 2147 nucleotides long. Its product is annotated as synaptotagmin-16. The coding region runs from base 153 to 1808 and encodes 551 amino acids. The transcript has 10 exons. Lineage: Eukaryota; Metazoa; Arthropoda; Insecta; Coleoptera; Chrysomelidae. The record is from RefSeq and is a predicted model, not a curated record.